AUGGAUCUCCUACCACCAAUUGGAUUGAAAUUCCCAAAGAGUGUCAUCCAAGAAAUAAUUGAUGAAUUGGAGUUUAAGAAAAGACAAAGAGAGACUCCUUUGCAAAGAACUACAUUAACGGCAAACAAAACAAUCACACAUGUAUGUUUUCUGGCUACUUUGCUCAAGAUUGGAAGAUUCGAGUUUAUGCCUCGAAAUGAAGUAAACUUGGUGGCCCAUUGUUACUUUGAACAUCAAAAAUUUCUGUGGGGGAUGUUAGAUAAAAGCACAAACAUAAAGUACAAAAUUGAAAUAAUGUGGCAAGACAUUUCAGCUAUUCGAAUUGUUGAUGAAGAUAAAAAACCUGGAAUUCUUGAAAUUGAGUUAAUAAAGGUACCCACAUUCUAUCACCAUAUUAAUUCCAUGUGGGAAUCAUCACAAGACUUCACUGAUGGUCAUGCUGCCAUAUGCAGGAGACACUACCUUGAAUUUCCUCCUAAAGUAAACUUUAAGAAGCUGUUGCAAUCUAAUAAGCACUUAUUAGAGUUGAGCCAAAGACCUUUUCCAAGUUUGGAUUCUUCAUUUUUUGGUAUACCAUUAAUUACACCACCAUCUCUGAUAUAUUCAACUCCUCCAGUAUCAGUCAAUAAUCAUUUCCAUAAUCCUUGCCCUAAUUUUUUGUCAGCUCCCAACACUUGUUAGAAUUAAUCAAUGAGCAGUGACAUAAAUGUUUUAGACACCUUGUUUAGCAAGUGUUGUAGACAAAAAUAUUGUAUCAAAU
Medicago truncatula (barrel medic) is the source of this 760-nucleotide messenger RNA. RefSeq lists its product as uncharacterized. The record is from RefSeq and is a predicted model, not a curated record. NCBI's taxonomy places the organism in Eukaryota, Viridiplantae, Streptophyta, Magnoliopsida, Fabales, Fabaceae. The transcript has 4 exons. The coding region runs from base 1 to 681 and encodes 226 amino acids.